Molecule: messenger RNA, 1710 nt
Organism: Penicillium concentricum
Lineage: Eukaryota; Fungi; Ascomycota; Eurotiomycetes; Eurotiales; Aspergillaceae
Exons: 1
Coding region: 1-1710 (569 amino acids)
Molecular function (GO): protein binding
Source: RefSeq, a predicted model, not a curated record
AUGGAUACACUAGCACGGCUAGACAAACUUCCCGCUGAGCUGCUAGAUGCGAUUGUAUCGGACUUGAGAGAUCGUGAUUUGGCAUCUCUAUUAGCCACAAACAGACAGCUAUACUACCAGCUUGACCCAGUCUUCUACGGCAGAGAACAUGUCAUGAACCUCGCAAUGAGCUGGGCGUGCUCGCGUGGAAAUCCCCAAGCCAUUCGUCGCCUGGUAUCUUUAGGUGCAUCCCCUAGUGUGGUCGAAGUGAGCACUGGUUCUUCUGGAUGUUACAUCAGAAUACCUACGUUACAUAUGGCAGCUACCAAGGGACAAAGUGAGACUUUUCGAUGUCUGCUUGAUAUCGGCGCACGUCUUGAUCAUCCUGAUGUGGACAAGAGGGUCAUCCGUCACUUCAUCAGCCGCAUCUGCAGCCCCGCACACGAUUGGGCUCUGCUGCGCCUCUAUCUGGAUGCCGGCCUUGACCAUCAGCUUCGUGUAGGAGACUAUCGACACCAUCCCCCCUUUACCAUACCUUUGUUAAGGGUAAUCUCCCAAUCGGCAUCGAUCUCUCCACUAGACCCGGUGCGUCUUUUACUGGACCGCGGUGGCAACCCCAAUGAGAUAUUUUCCUUCUAUUGCAAACGACUAGUGACUCCCCUGACUGUGGCAAUUCGGAAGGCCCGUACAGAUGUCCUGGAUCUCCUGAUCGAGAGAGGAGGAAUCAUUCAUGGACCCCAUGUUACCCAUAUCCUCACUCAGUCUUGGCAUAUUCCCAUCAUGGCCGCUGCAGCAUACAUGUCAAGCCAGGGGACUGCCGUGAUCGAACGGUGCUUACACCAUGGUGCAGAUGUCAACCAUUUAACGCAACAUAUAUUCAGUAGAUGCUACAAUGAAUGGGGAAACCACCGAUACAUGAGUCCUGCGCUCGUUUAUGUUGACUCCAUUCACAACUGGGACAAACCGACUCAUGCCUUGCAUCCAGUUGAUGGACUCGAAUUUCUGGCUAGUCGGGGGGCACGUCUUCAACAGCCCAUUCCCGUUCCAAAACGCGGAGAUCCCAAACCGCCUUGGUGGAUUCGUUCCAAUAUGUGCCUGGACUUUCUCCUCGAGAAGUGGGGACUAAUGAAAUUGGCCACGAGUCCAGAUUUUCUUCUGACUGUGCAGUAUCUGCUCCGACACGCGGCCGAUAUUGGGACGCUUGCCGAGUCCCUCGCUUACUACGACUAUCAAGAAGGGUUUUAUACGGACCUACCUGUCCAAGUUUCGGCGGCGUGGCAAGGUCUCUUAACUUAUAUCCUGGAGGAUUUAAAGGUCGACCCUACCAUACUGUUGAGUCAGUACGUCCUACAAAAGGGCUUACACAUAUGCACCAAGUCCCUCCGAGAUAUUGGCCGCGCCACAAUUGAGAGACUCCUGGCGACGGGGGCCAAUAUCAAUGCCCGCAUGGAGCCCGGGAACGGACCAACAGCUUUGCAUGCACUGUGCGUAGCAUAUAACAAAGAGCCCCUGGAGUUAGAAGGAAAAUAUCAUUCUCUUUAUUGGAGUAAGAACAAUGGUCUAAAAGGCACAUAUCUUGUGUACUUAUUAAGUCAAGGAGUCGAUCCUUCCAUCUGCAUUGGUGGUCAAACAGCCAGUGAGGCUCUCCUAGCAAAUCAGGGGGACAUGCCACUACAGGGUCGCCAAAACAUGGUGUCUCUGUCCAAAAUUGUGCAGGGCGAGCGCAAUUAA